Molecule: messenger RNA, 705 nt
Organism: Ambispora leptoticha
Lineage: Eukaryota; Fungi; Glomeromycota; Glomeromycetes; Archaeosporales; Ambisporaceae
Source: the annotation of a GenBank genome assembly
AUGGCUGAAGAUGAUGAUUUGCCAAUGUUGUUAUCAGCCCACACUCUAUCAGCACUACAUGAAUUUCUUAUAGAUCAACAAACAGCGCAGGAUCAAUUUGAGAAAUUACGUGCGAGGUCAGAAGCUCGAUUUAAUGAGAAUAACAAUGAAGAUGGUGAUCAAGCUUUGAAUGAUGGUGAUGAUAUUAAUGAAAUGAAUUUGUUCAAGGAGGAUUGGCAGUUAAGCCAAUUUUGGUACGAUGAAAAUACCUCACAAACAAUCGCUGAAGAAAUACUAAUAAAUGCUGCGAUCAAUAAAAGCGAUGAAUAUUUUCGCAUAGCAUGUAUCAGUACUCCCACGAUUUUUGUGAAAUUAAAGUCUUUAAUACGAAAAUCUCCCAACAACAAUUUGUUGCGAGCUUCUCUUUUCGAGUACGAUACACGAUUUGACGUUUACGGAGAAGAUUUCAUUCACUACGAUUAUAAACAGCCGACUCAGUUUCGUGAUGCUGUACUCUUGAAGGGAACAUUUGAUUUUGUGGUUGUGGAUCCGCCUUUUUUGAGCGAAGAGUGUUGUACCAAGACAAUGAUUACUGUUCGGUGGUUGGAGAAGCGGGAUGCAUGCAAAAUAAUUGCGUGUACAGGUGCAGUUAUGGCUGAUUUGGUCGAAAGAUUGAUUAAAGCACGAAUAACUUCAUUUUAUCCUCAACAUCAAGCGAAAUUUUGA